AUGAUGAGGGUGUGCUGGCUGGUGAGACAGGAUAGUCGGCAUCAGCGAAUCAGACUCCCACAUUUGGAAGCAGUUGUGAUUGGGCGCAGCCCGGAGACCAAGAUCACUGAUAAGAAAUGUUCUCGACAGCAAGUAGAGUUGAAAGCAGAGUGUAACAAGGGAUAUGUCAAGGUAAAGCAGGUAGGGGUCAAUCCGACCAGCAUUGACUCAGUCAUAAUUGGGAAGGACCAAGAGAUGAAGCUGCAGCCUGGCCAGGUUCUCCACAUGGUGAAUGAACUUUAUCCAUAUGUUGUAGAGUUUGAGGAAGAGGCCAAAAGCCCUGGCUUGGAAACACAUAGGAAGAGAAAGAGGUCAGGCAACAGUGAGUCUACAGAAAGGCAUGUUGCCCAGAAAGCUGAGCCAGGGACAGAACUGGAUCCUGGGAGCAAUCCUACCCAAUGCUCUGUGCCCCCAAAGAAGGAGGAAGGUGCAUCUACCAAAAAGGAAUUUUUAGGCCACUGGAGUCAAGGUUUGAAGGUUUCUAUGCAAGAUCCUAAGAUGCAGCCAUGUGCACCUUCAUGUGAUCAGCCAGGAUUUUGA
Molecule: messenger RNA, 579 nt
Organism: Orycteropus afer afer
Lineage: Eukaryota; Metazoa; Chordata; Mammalia; Tubulidentata; Orycteropodidae
Source: RefSeq, a predicted model, not a curated record